Molecule: messenger RNA, 4124 nt
Organism: Oryctolagus cuniculus (rabbit)
Lineage: Eukaryota; Metazoa; Chordata; Mammalia; Lagomorpha; Leporidae
Gene: CARD10
Product: caspase recruitment domain family member 10
Biological process (GO): regulation of apoptotic process
Cellular component (GO): cytoplasm
Molecular function (GO): CARD domain binding
Source: RefSeq, a predicted model, not a curated record
CGGCCGGACGGCCGGGAGGAGGGCGUGCGGGCGGACCUGCGGGGCGGCUGGCGGGCCGGACGCUGUGCCCGGGCCGCGGCGGCGAUGGGGGGCGGCCCGGGCAGCCCCGGCGGCCCCGGCGAUGGGGAUAGGGACGGGGACGGGGGCGGAGUCGGGGGCGCCGAGGACACCGCCCCCCUACGCCGGCGGAGCCGCCGCCCGAGUGCGGACCGGGGAGCUCGAGGCGGCUGCGGCGCGCGGGACCCAGAGGACGCGGCCAUGCCGGGCAGGGCCGAGGCGGGGGAGGCCGAGGAGGAGGCCGGAGCCGGCUCGGGGUCCGAGGCGGAGGAGGACGCGCUGUGGGAGCGGAUCGAGGGCGUCCGGCACCGGCUGACGCGCGCCCUGAACCCGGCCAAGCUCACGCCGUAUCUGCGCCAAUGCCGGGUCAUCGACGAGCAGGACGAAGAGGAGGUGCUGAGCACCUACCGCUUCCCGUGCCGCGUCAACCGCACCGGGCGUCUGAUGGACAUCUUGCGCUGCCGUGGCAAGAGGGGCUACGAGGCCUUCCUGGAGGCCCUGGAGUUCUACUACCCGGAGCACUUCACACUGCUCACCGGCCAGGAGCCUGCCCAGCGCUGCUCCAUGAUCCUGGACGAGGAGGGGCCUGAGGGCCUCACCCAGUUCCUGAUGACAGAGGUGCGGAGACUGCGGGACGCCCGCAAGAGCCAGCUGCAGCGGGAGCAGCAGCUGCAGGCUCGCGGCCGGGCGCUGGAGGAGGAGCGGGCGCGGCUGGAGCAGCGGCUGCGGGAGCAGCAGCAGGCGCAGGAGCGUUGCCAGCGGCUCCGGGAGGACUGGGAGGCGGGCAGCCUGGAGCUGCUGCGCCUCAAGGACGAGAACUACAUGAUCGCCAUGCGCCUGGCCCAGCUCAGCGAGGAGAAGAAUUCCGCGGUGCUCCGGAGCCGGGACCUGCAGCUGGCGGUGGACCAGCUCAAGCUCAAGGUGAGCCGGCUGGAGGAAGAGUGCACCCUGCUGCGGAGGGCCAGGGGCCCCCACGCCGGGAGCGAGGAGAAGGAGAGAGAGAAGGAGCCGGACAGCGUGGACCUCGUCUCCGAGCUGCGCGCCGAGAACCAGCGGCUGACGGCGUCCCUGCAGGAGCUGCAGCAGGGCCUGCAGCAGGUGGGCCCUGGGCCAGCUGCUGAGGCAGUCCUGAACCCCGAUCCCCAGGAGGCGAGCCGGCCGGGGGCCCCAGGCUCCGAGCGCAUCCUGCUGGACAUCCUGGAACACGACUGGCGGGAGGCGCAGGACAGCAGGCAGGAGCUGUGCCAGAAGCUGCUGGCCGUGCAGGGGGAGCUGCAGUGGGCCGAGGAGCUGCGGGACAAGUACCUGCAGGAGAUGGAGGACCUGCGGCUGAAGCACCGCACGCUGCAGAAAGACUGUGACCUGUACAAGCACCGCAUGGCCACUGUCCUGGCGCAGCUGGAGGAGAUUGAGAAGGAGCGGGACCAGGCCAUCCAGAGCCGCGACCGCAUCCAGCUGCAGUACUCCCAGAGCCUCAUUGAGAAGGACCAGUACCGCAAGCAGGUGCGGGGCCUGGAGGCCGAGCGGGACGAGCUGCUGACCACGCUCACCAGCCUGGAGGGCGCCAAGGCCCUGCUCGAGGCUCAGCUGCAGCGGGCCCAGGGCGGGUCCUGCCUCAAGGCCUGCGCCUCCUCCCAUUCCCUGUGCUCCAACCUCAGCAGCACCUGGAGCCUCAGUGAGUUCCCCUCCCCGCUAGGAGUUCCGGAAGCAGCUGGGGACGCGGCCGGCACAGGCGGCUCUGAGCCCCUCACCUCGGAGGAAGCCACCGACAGCGAGAAGGAGAUCAACCGGCUCUCCAUCCUGCCCUUCCCCCCCAGUGCCGGCUCCAUCCUCCGGCGGCAGCGCGAGGAGGACCCCGCGCCCCCUAAGAGGUCCUUUAGCAGCAUGUCGGACAUCACAGGUGACAGCGCCGGCGACGCCACGGAGGAGGGGAGGGACUGUGCAGCCAGCCUGCCUGGGGCCUGUGGCACCUGCUCUGCCCUUGGGAGUGUGACGCUGAAGCCCUGGUCCCCCGGCCUCUCCUCGUCGUCGUCUUCUGACAGCGUGUGGCCUCUGGGAAAGCCGGAAGGCCCCGCGACCCGGGGCUGCGGCCUGGACCUCAUCAACAGGUCUCUGGCCAUCCGGGUGUCUGGCUGGAGCCCCCCAGGGGGCCCAGAGUCCCCAGACAGGGGCCCAGACUGCCUAUCACUGCUUGGGGACAGAUGGUCUGGGGCAGUGGUACGCAGGGUGCUGUCUGGGCCUGGGUCUGCCAGGACCGAACCAAGAGAGCUGAGGGCGGAGGCCGCUGGCCAGGAGGGGGCGUGCCUGGAGGCCGAGUCCCAGCAGAGAACCUUGCCCUGGAGCCAGGGGUCCACACUGCCCUUCCUGGGGGACUCCAAGGCUUGCCAGUCCUUCCAUGAGGCCCUGGAUGCCUGGGCGAAGGGGCCGGGGGCUGAGCCCUUCUACAUCCGAGCCAACCUCACCCUGCCCGAGCGGGCUGACCCGCACGCCCUGUGCGUGAAGGCGCAGGAGAUCCUGCGGCUGGUGGACCCAGCCUACAAGCGCCGGCAGGAGUGGUUCUGCACCCGCGUGGACCCCCUCACGCUGCGGGACCUGGACCGGGGCACCGUGCCCAACUACCAGAGAGCCCAGCAGCUCCUGGAAGUCCAGGAGAAGUGCCUGCCCUCCAGCCGCCACCGAAGCCCCCGCAAUAACCUGAAGAAGCGAGCCCUGGACCAGCUGCGGCUGGUGAGGCCCAAGCCGGUGGGGGGUCCCGCAGGAGACUGCCCGGAACAGCUGCUGGUGGAGCCCUGCUCAGAGCCAGAGCGCAGCCUCAAACCCUACAGCCUGGUGCGGCCACUGCUGGUGUCCGCCCUGCGGCCUGUGGUGCUGCUGCCCGAGUGCCUGGCGCCCCGGCUCAUCCGCAACCUGCUUGACCUGCCCAGCUCCCGGCUGGACUUCCAAGUGUGCCCUGCGGAAAGCCUCUCCGGGGAUGAGCAGUGCACACCAUCGGCGCCUGGAGCCCCCAAGGCCCGGCCUGCCACCCCUGGGCUGGGCAGCAGGAUCCGUGCCAUCCAGGAGUCUGUCGGGAAGCAGAAGCACUGCCUGUUGGAGCUGGGCGCCCGGGGCGUGCGGGAACUGGUUCACAAUGACAUCUACCCCAUCGUCAUCCACGUGGAGGUCACCGAGAAGAACAUCCGGGAAGUCAGGGGUCUGCUGGGCCGGCCGGGCUGGCGUGACUCGGAGCUGCUGCGGCAGUGCCGCGGCUCGGAGCAGGUGCUCUGGGGACUGCCUUGCUCCUGGGUGCAGGUGCCCGCCCACGCGUGGGCCCACGCCGAGGAGCUGGCCAAGGUGGUUCGCGGCCGCAUCCUGCAGGAGCAGGCCCGCCUCGUGUGGGUGGAGCGUGGCAGCAGCCGCGGCUGUCAGAGCAGCAGCGAGGCCUGAUGGAGGGACGGCUGCCGCCUGUGGCUUCCUCUCGCCCACAGAAGCUGCCAGCCUACGGGGAGCCCGGGGUCAGCCGUGGACCCUUGCACCGGCAGACGUGGGACCCCGGGCUCUGGGCCCUGAAAUCUGAGUUGACCCGAGGCCCUGGGGAGCCUGUGGCACACAGGACCCCACACUUGCUGCUCUGUGUGGGCUGGGGCCUGACCUUGACCCUCACCAUGGAGUUGAGUUCUCCCCCCGGUGCACAGGUUUGCACACACAAGUUCUCAUGCAGGCUCAGGUUCAGUCCCUCCACUGAGUCCCCAGCCUGUUCCUGCCGGGGCCUGGAGCCUGGAGCCCAGAGCUCAGCACCACGUGGUUUCUGUUACGUAUCUCGUGUGACCUGCGCACCGGCACUUCGGGGCUGCCUUCUCUCUGUCUGUGCCCCGUCUCCUCACCUCACUGGUGUGUCUGUGGUUCUUCCCUGUGCAAAUGUCAAGCUCCUGGCCCGAGAUACUCGGGCACUGACAGCCGUGUGUUCCCGGUGAGCACACGUCAUGGUGUGCGCUCCCUGUCCCACCCCCAGACGCUCGGUGGUGUGUGGUUCACUCGCCGGUCUUUUCCACUGAGAACACUAAGGACCAUUAAACUCCAUUUGUCAUAGA